This is a messenger RNA of Vicia faba (fava bean), 426 nucleotides long. NCBI's taxonomy places the organism in Eukaryota, Viridiplantae, Streptophyta, Magnoliopsida, Fabales, Fabaceae. The record is from the annotation of a GenBank genome assembly.
AUGGCAACAAAAAAAAGAACAACACACAACAUUAAACUUCCCUUUUCUUCUUCUUUCACAUUAGACUUUUCAACCUUACUUUGCUUCUUCUCCUUCUUGAACAACAAUAACAAAUUACUUUUGCACCUUACUCAAACCCACACAGAUCUUUGGAUUCAAACAACAACGACAACAAGACUUAAGAAAAGGAGAGAAAAGAGAAACCUGGUUGUCGGAAGAGGACGGCUCGAAAUCGAUUCUGGCUGGGCGUUCGCAAAAGGGGCAACGCGAAUCGGAAGGAGUUGGUUGCUGCGCGGUGGGCUUUUGGGCGGUCGACGGAGAAGUCGGAUUGGUGCAGUCGACUCUGCACGGUGGUGCGGAUACGGACUGCCGAAGGUUCUUCCGGUAUUGCAAAAUUUAUAUUCAUGGUGGGUUUCAGUAUGGUGA